Megachile rotundata (alfalfa leafcutting bee) is the source of this 1412-nucleotide messenger RNA. Its product is annotated as arrestin domain-containing protein 17. Gene Ontology annotation, cellular component: cytoplasm. Gene Ontology annotation, biological process: protein transport. The record is from RefSeq and is a predicted model, not a curated record. NCBI's taxonomy places the organism in Eukaryota, Metazoa, Arthropoda, Insecta, Hymenoptera, Megachilidae.
UUGUGUAAUUCUAAGGUGUUCGUGUAGAAAUGAGUGAUUUAGAUUCGUAAAUUAUUUUGGGAAUAUUAUGGUGCCUGUGUAUUUUUAAAUUCGGGUGGACUUUUGAUGAAAUAGGUUAAGGUACACGUGUCAGCAUGGAGGAGACAGAUCAAACGGAGGCUGAUCAAUCCAUCGUUGCUACGUUGUCUAAAAGCAUUGGCUUCCGACGUAUCGACAUCGCGUUCGAUCAUACUCAGCAGGUGUACUACAGUGGACAAAAGAUUUCAGGGAAUGUUCACCUGGACGUGGAUGAACCUGUGAGCGCUCUAGGGAUCAGACUGAAAUGCAAAGGUGAGGCUCAAGUGUAUUUCACGGAUCGAUCAGCGGGCAUACGUCGCAAGUUUUCAGCAUUCGAGAAUUACCUCCACGUGGAAACUUAUCUCGUAGGCGAUGGUAAAGAAAAGUCUAUGAUAACUGGUGGCGUCUACCCGUUCAGCCUGACGCUUCCGGAGAACCUACCGUGCAGUUUCGAGGGCCGAUACGGACGUGUACGGUACUCGAUUAGGGCAUUGUUGGACGUAACGACCAUUUAUCGGUUUUCCACCAAUAUUAUUCCAUUCACGGUCGCUCCCAUUCUUGACCUUAAUCGAGAUCCUCUCGCUCCUUUGCCUAUAAAUGUUCAACAGUCCAAAGUGUACAUGGGCCAAACGGAGCCGCUCAGUGUUUCCAUGUCCCUUCCGGUUCAUGGCUACGUUCCGGGGCAAACUAUACCCAUAAAGAUUGACAUGAACAACCCUUCUACGGUGGCGCUUAAAAAAAUCAGAAUCGUUCUGAAAAAAGUAACUGUUUCUAUCGUAGUGGUGACUUAUCAUUCCACGGAAAAGUCUCGUAAGCACAAAGAGAUCGUAGUUGAAGUAGAACAGCCUGUUAAUAAAAAUUCUGACACGUACGACGUCACGUUUGACGUUCCUGCAGUACCACCCACAGGGAUGAUCCACUGCAACAUCAUCGACGUUCUGUACACGCUUAAAGUCGAAGCCUGCGUAGACGUAAGCGAGUGGUACUACAGAAUGUUCCAAAAGAACCUGAAGCUACGAACGAGUAUAGUAAUCGGCACGAUACCGCUCCAAAAUUACGAGACUCCGCAAAAAACGGACGACGUGACGGAGGGUUUGCCGUUUCAAGCAUUGUGUACCGUGGCCGCGGAUGAGCACGCCAACGACAUGUCUUCGUCGAAAAACGUCGACAGAGAGGAAACUGCGAAACCGAGUUUGUCCCUGCCGUUGUACGAGAAAAGUCAAAUAUAUCGAUCCUCGAAACCGGACAGAGACGAUCCCACGGGAGACGAGGGUGACAGCGACGGAGAAGUCACACCGUAUUCGCCUAUGUAUCGUGUGUAUAAAUUCAAUUCGUCCCAAAAGAGGAAUAAUUAG